Galeopterus variegatus (Sunda flying lemur) is the source of this 1521-nucleotide messenger RNA. RefSeq names its product hepatic and glial cell adhesion molecule (gene HEPACAM). The transcript has 7 exons. Bases 334 to 1521 code for a protein of 395 amino acids. NCBI's taxonomy places the organism in Eukaryota, Metazoa, Chordata, Mammalia, Dermoptera, Cynocephalidae. The record is from RefSeq and is a predicted model, not a curated record.
CACUGAGCCCAAAUUCUCAUCUCCCCUGGCAGUCGGGCUCCGCAAAGACAGGCGACCAACUGCUGGGCUGCCGGUGCCCCCACCUACAUUGGAGAUUAUCUCCUAAGCAGAUACCCCCUUCCACACUGGGGAUGUAGGGCUUGGAAACGAGAAAAUGCCAGGUCUGAGCGAGAGGAAAGAACAAGCCCAGCAAUACACAGAGCUCUGUGUAUUCAGAGGGAAGUUGGCAGUGUUGUGCUGGGGCAGAGAAACUCCGAGUGGUACAAAGGGACGUGCCCAGAGUGGAGAAAUCAUGCUAAUUGUGUGCACCAGAGCUGGAGAACGCCACCCAAAAUGAAGAGAGAAAAGGGAGUACUGUGCAGAAUCUCCAGGGCCCUGCGCCUCACUCCUUUCGUCUACCUUCUUCUGAUCCAGACAGACCCCCUGGAAGGGGUGAACAUCACCAGUCCAGUGCGCCUGAUCCACGGCACCGUGGGGAAGUCGGCACUGCUUUCUGUGCAGUACAGCAGCACCAGCAGCGACAAGCCUGUGGUGAAGUGGCAGCUGAAGCGGGACAAGCCGGUGACUGUGGUGCAGUCCAUUGGCACAGAGGUCAUUGGCACCCUGAGACCUGACUAUCGAGACCGUAUACGGCUCUUUGAGAAUGGCUCCCUGCUUCUCAGCGACCUGCAGCUGGCUGAUGAGGGGACCUAUGAGGUCGAGAUCUCCAUCACCGAUGACACUUUCACUGGGGAGAAGACCAUCAACCUCACUGUAGAUGUGCCCAUCUCUAGGCCGCAGGUGUUAGUGGCUUCCACCACUGUGCUGGAGCUGAGCGAGGCCUUCACCCUGAACUGCUCACACGAGAAUGGCACCAAGCCCAGCUACACCUGGCUGAAGGAUGGAAAGCCCCUCCUCAACGACUCGCGAAUGCUCCUGUCCCCUGACCAAAAGGUGCUCACCAUCACCCGCGUGCUCAUGGAGGACGACGAUUUGUACAGCUGCGUGGUGGAGAACCCCAUCAGCCAGGGCCGCAGCCUGCCCGUCAAGAUUACCGUGUACAAAAGAAGCUCCCUCUACAUCAUCUUGUCUACAGGAGGCAUCUUCCUCCUUGUGACCUUGGUGACAGUUUGUGCUUGCUGGAAACCCUCCAAAAAGCCUGGGAAGAAGAGGAAGCUGGAGAAGCAGAACUCCCUGGAAUACAUGGAUCAGAAUGAUGACCACCUGAAAGCAGAAGGUGAGCUCCCAGCCACCCACUCACCCACCCUAUCGCCACUCAGAUCAGUGGGCUGCUGGGAAAAGGCAGAACUGGGCCACAAGGAAGCCAGCUCUGCAGGGCCCCUUCCUCCGCCAACUGCACGAAGACCGCAGAGCAGGGAGAAGUGCAGCCAAGCAGACACCCUCCCAAGAAGUGGAGAGCAGGAGCGGAAGAACCCUAUGGCACUGUACGUCCUGAAGGACAAGGACUCCCCGGAGCCCGAGGAGAACCCUGCCCUGGCUGUGUUCUCCGUGAUAAGAGUUGCGCGCUCUAGAACCGUAUAG